AUGACCACCCCCAUGGCUGACGACGUGCCUCGAUAUGUGGGAGUGCCGGCUGAGUCCUUGUCGCCGGAAGACUUCGAGACAGCUUCGAUUCGCUCUGCGGCGCCAUCGUACACCUCCGACGCGCCCUCCUACCACUCCACCAACCCCAACCCAGACCCGCUACCAGCCUACUCCCCACCAGCACCACGCUCAACCCCCUCAGCCACCGCCGCCGCUCCUCGAAACCACAGCGUCUCCUCCCUCCUCGACCCCUCUCCCACCACCACCUCCUCCUCUUCAUCCUCCGCCUCCCAACCCCGACGAUACGGCCUCCCGCCCGUGCCGCCCGCCCCCCCACGGCCGCAAGACAUCCCCUUGCUAUCGCCGCCGCGCCUCCCCGCCUGGUCGGCCGCCGCACACUCCCCGUUCUCGCACGCCAACCCGACCGCGCGGCUGUACCACAACGUGGCGCGGCGGCGCGCCAGCGCCAGCGCCUCCUCUUCAUCCUCGUCGUCAUCGUCUUCGUCGUCGUCGUGGUCGGGCUCGGCGCAUCUCCAUGACGGGAUGCUGAUGCGCCGCAACUUGCUCGAGCGCAUCGAGGAGGAGGAGCGCAACCGCGUCAGGCCGCUCGAGGACCCGUACCUGGUCGGCGAGGAGGCCGCGGCAAGGGCGAGGGCGGAGAGGAUCGCGAGGGAGGGGGAGAGGCGCGCGCUCGGGGAUGAGAUCCUGGUGCGGGAGGAUCGGAGGUGGGAUUGGUUUCUGGCCCAGAUGAAGGACUGGGAAGAGCGCGACCGAAGCUGGAAGCAGUUCCGGCGCGACUUCGACCGGCGGUUGAGCAACCGGUUUAGCUUCCGCAUUGGCACUCGGUCCUAG
Messenger RNA from Thermothielavioides terrestris NRRL 8126, 852 nucleotides. RefSeq lists its product as uncharacterized. Bases 1 to 852 code for a protein of 283 amino acids. The record is from RefSeq and is a predicted model, not a curated record. NCBI's taxonomy places the organism in Eukaryota, Fungi, Ascomycota, Sordariomycetes, Sordariales, Chaetomiaceae. The transcript is spliced from 3 exons.